This is a messenger RNA of Cajanus cajan (pigeon pea), 2397 nucleotides long. RefSeq names its product very-long-chain aldehyde decarbonylase CER3. The record is from RefSeq and is a predicted model, not a curated record. Gene Ontology annotation, molecular function: oxidoreductase activity; iron ion binding. Gene Ontology annotation, biological process: lipid biosynthetic process. NCBI's taxonomy places the organism in Eukaryota, Viridiplantae, Streptophyta, Magnoliopsida, Fabales, Fabaceae.
AUAAACUUCCAAGUUGUGGCUCAAACUCUCAGACAGAGUUAGCAUUUAGCAAUUAGGAAAGGAAAACUAAGGAACAAUUUGAGUUUGGUCACAUAUUGGACCUCUCCUCCCAUAUUGCUUGUUCCUCCUUAAUUUCUCAUAUUCUUUUUCGGUACUGGGACUCUAUUCUCUUUUAGUAAAUACAAAAACAAGUAUUGGUGCCAAGAGAAAAGGCAAUAUAGUGUGGAGCAUUUACAUUCAUAAGGGAAAAGGUGCAACAGAUAUAUAGAAUAAAGGAUUUUUUAGUGUCUCAAUUGAAGUAUAGUGCCGUAGGAAUGGGGGCUCCUCUAUCAGCAUGGCCAUGGGAGAACUUUGGAAUAUACAAGUAUGUAUUAUAUGGACCGUUUAUGGCCAAAGUUGUGUAUGAAUGGUUGUAUAAUGAAGAACACUCGUACUACAACCUCAGCUGGUGCCUUCAUUUGCUCACACUAAGUGCUCUCAGAGGUCUAAUUCACGUGCUUUGGGCUUCUUAUAGCCACAUGUUUUUUCUCACUAGAAAUCGACGGAUUCUUCAACAGGGUGUUGAUUUCAACCAGAUUGACAAAGAAUGGGACUGGGACAAUUUCUUGAUUCUUCAAACACUAGUAGCCUCCAUGGCCUGCUAUAUGUUUCCCUUUCUUCAGCAUCUUCCUCUCUGGAAUGCAAAAGGUCUUAUUGUUGCACUGAUUCUCCAUGUGGGAAUCUCAGAGCCACUUUAUUAUUGGGUGCAUAGGAAGUUCCAUGGAGAUUACCUUUUCACCCAUUAUCAUUCACUUCAUCAUUCAUCUCCCAUACCAGAGUCUUUUACUGCUGGACAUGCAACACUUUUGGAGCAUCUUAUUUUGACGCUAGUCAUUGGAAUCCCUAUCCUUGGGGCUUCUUUGAUGGGAUAUGGAUCAGCAAGCUUGGUGUAUGCUUAUGUUUUGAUUUUUGAUUUCCUCAGAUGCUUGGGCCACUGCAAUGUUGAAAUUGUUCCCCAUCAGUUGUUCCAGAAAUUCCCAUUUCUUAGAUAUGUGAUAUACACACCAACAUAUCACAACCUACACCAUUCUGAUAAGGACACUAAUUUCUGCCUCUUUAUGCCUCUCUUUGACGCACUAGGCAAUACCCUCAACCAAAAAUCAUGGCAAUCACACAAAAUAUUAAGUUCAGGUUCCGGAAACGGUGACACGGUCCCACAUUUUGUUUUCCUGGCACAUAUAGUAGAUGUGUCAUCUUCUAUUCAUGCUCAAUUCGUCCUGCGAUCCUUUGCUUCAUUGCCAUACACAACGAGGCUCUUCUUGGUCCCAUGUUUGCCCGUUGCUUUUCUAAUUUUACUAGCAAUGUGGGUUUGGUCCAAGACCUUCUUAUUUAGUUUCUACUUCCUCAGAAGUAGACUGCACCAAACGUGGGUUGUACCUAGAUGUGGCUUUCAGUAUUUCUUGCCAUUUGCUACUGAGGGAAUCAAUAAGCAAAUUGAGCUAGCUAUCCUCAGGGCUGAUAAAAUUGGGGUUAAAGUCAUUAGCCUUGCUGCAUUGAAUAAGAAUGAAUCUCUAAACGGGGGUGGAAAGCUUUUUGUGGACAAGCACCCAAACCUGAGGGUUCGAGUUGUUCAUGGGAACACGUUAACUGCAGCUGUCAUACUCAAUGAGAUCCCUCAAGAUGUGAAAGAGGUGUUCCUAACAGGAGCUACUUCCAAGCUUGGAAGAGCAAUUGCUCUCUACCUUUGCCAAAAGAAAGUCAAAGUUCUGAUGUUAACUCUUUCAACAGAUAGAUUUCAGAGGAUUCAAAAGGAAGCCCCUCUUGAGUAUCAAAGCUAUCUUGUCCAAGUGACAAAAUACCAAGCAGCACAAAACUGCAAGAGCUGGAUUGUUGGCAAGUGGAUCACGCCAAGAGAGCAAUACUGGGCACCACGUGGAACCCAUUUCCAUCAAUUUGUUGUCCCACCCAUUUUAUCAAUCAGAAGAGAUUGCACUUAUGGUGAUCUAGCUGCCAUGAGAUUACCAGAAGACGUGGAGGGCCUUGGCUGUUGUGAGUACACGAUGGAUAGGGGAGUAGUUCAUGCGUGCCAUGCAGGAGGAGUGGUACACAGCCUUGAAGGUUGGUCUCAUCACGAAGUUGGGGCCAUAGAUGUCAACAGAAUCGAUCUUGUGUGGGAAGCUGCACUCAAACAUGGCCUAAGGCCAGUGUCCACUUUCACACACUAGAUAAUCCUCCGCUAAAGUAUUUUUCCCAAGUUCUCUCUCCUUUCUUUUGGAGUAUUGCGCAUCACAGUGGCCAUCUGUGUGGUUGUAUUCUUUGAUGUCGCUGUGUUACAUUUCAAAUGUUUCUUGUAUGUUCAUAUGAUCAUAUUGACAAGUGAUUCAUAGCCCAAAGCAAGCUAGCCACCUUCAUUCCUCA